Molecule: messenger RNA, 2522 nt
Organism: Capsella rubella
Lineage: Eukaryota; Viridiplantae; Streptophyta; Magnoliopsida; Brassicales; Brassicaceae
Exons: 11
Coding region: 133-2487 (784 amino acids)
Biological process (GO): protein targeting to chloroplast
Cellular component (GO): chloroplast outer membrane
Molecular function (GO): protein binding; chloroplast targeting sequence receptor activity
Source: RefSeq, a predicted model, not a curated record
UUCUCCGAUCGAAAUUUCUUGAACGAAUCCACAAGUUUUCUAGAAAUUUCCGCUGCAUUUCUCGAUUUCUCGUGGAGUUUUUUUUUCCGUUUGGUGAUUGAAGAAGAGAGCUGAAAAUCUAGGGUUUCGAAGAUGGAAAUGGGACCUAUGAGUUUCGAUUUCACUGAGAUUUGGGACUCGUACUCUGAUUAUCCCACCGGAAAAGUAGCUCCGGUUCGUUCGUAUGUUACCGAGGUCGACGAAGAGAAGAUCAGAGACAACUACGCGUUUUUAGAUUCCGUUUUGAAAGACAACAAAUCUGAGUUUGUUCUCCACGCGAAACGUCUCUUAGCCGGAGAAGAUGAGGAAUCCAAGAGAAUCGAAGCGUUGAAGCUUCUUACUGCUUGUUGUAGUUACGAUUCGGUUAAGUGUGCUUCGUCAAUCAUCAACGGAGAUGUUGGAUCGGUUCCGUACAUCAACGAUGUGAGUGACGAUACAGGACUCUCGCCUCUUCACACGGCGGCUGAGUCUCACGCGCCACUGUGUGUUGAGAUGCUUCUGAAACGACGAGCUCGUACUGAUAUGAGAAGCAAAGAUGAACGCGCUUUGAUUCCUCUGGAGCUAUCUCUCUCUAAUGGCAGCAUUGAUGUGACAUGGAAUCCCACUAGUGACUCAAUUAGAGACUUGAUCUUCUUGCUUGGUGACAAGGACAUGACUGUUGUGAAAAUGCUUGCUGAGAAGACAAAGGAAGUGGACGCUGUGGCUUAUGUGUAUGCCAAGGCUGGUGAGAUUGUUUCUUUGACUUCAUUGCUGAUUGUAGCACCUGAGAAGAUUAGAGAAGCAAAUGUAGCAUUACAGGAUGAUGAUAAUUCUGUGCCAAAGCCGAAAAGAAAAACGAUAUAUGAGGCUGUUAUUCAAGAAGCACUGCGAAGUAAUAGCUCGAUGCAAGGCGCAUGCAGCGAGAAAAGAAUUGUUUUUCUUAGAGAGAUUGAGCUCCUUCAGCUCUUUGGUGCUGCAGUUUUCGUGGAUAAGCAAACCUCACCGCUUAUCUCUAUUGUUCAGGAAGGGGACGAAGCUGUUCUUGAACUGCUUUUAAACACCAAUAUUGAUGUUAAUGAAAUAGAUGCAGAAGGAAAUACUGCUAUUCAAUGCAGCCUGAAGGGAUCGUCUGUGCCACAUAAGCAGCAAACGAGAAUCAUGCAGCUACUUAUUGCACACGGUGCUCGAGUUAACCAAAAGAACAAGUUGGGUUUAUCUGCAAUACACUUUGCUGCUGCAAAUGGAAAUUUAUCUGCACUUGAGAUGCUAUUAUCGGCCAACCCUGACUUGGUUCACAUGAAGACAGUAAUCAAAGAGACACCACUAUUCUUUGCAGUGAAGAAUAACCAUCUUGACUGUGUUGAGUUGCUUCUUCGAUUCGGAGCAAAUAUAGAGAUUCAUAAUCUACGAAAGCAAAGACCAAUAGAGCUGACACAGUCACAAGAUAUACGUUUCCUCCUUAACCCAACAAAUAUCAGUUGCUUUAGCAAAGAAACGGAACUUGCACAGUCACAGAGUGCAGUGCUAACACAAGCAGAUGACGAAGAAACACUUAGACUCCUCGGAAAAUCCGUGCCACCAUGGCUGAAAAAGUUUGUAAAUUGGUUUCCAGGGCACCUCCGAGCUACAUCACAGAACAGGAGAGCUGGAUAUCCGCUCUCAUCGCUCAAAGCUGAUUUCCGCACUAUUUUUGGCCAGGAUAUCGAUCACAGCUCUAUUGGUUUCCCCAAGCUCAGCGACUUCAUUAAAUCAUUUCCAAAACUCUGUGCAAUGAAAGUCGUCCCGCUAGGUAAACUUGGAGAUCCAACACACUGGGUGCUGUUACCUGCCAAAUCCAAGAGCUCUCGGGUCAAAGGAAGACCUCCCGAGCCACUCAUUAUCAAUACGAAUGACUCUGUUGCUUCUCCCAACAAACCAAAAGCCUUAUCAGUUCCUCCAGGUUUUAACUUCAUACAAGAAGCAGAUGCCUCUAAAACCUUCAAAGCAACACCAGAACCUCAACCUCAACCUCCUCCCUUGGUUGCAUCUUACAACAGCAGACAUCAACUACAACAUCCGGUUCUGGAGACACUUACAAGGAUCAGAAACAACACUUCCGUAUUCUUUCUUCGUGAGUUCGACUUUUAUCAAAGCUAUGAGACAUGUUUAAAGGAAGGGAUGUGUUUCUGGUGCAACAAGAACAUGCUUCUAUGGGCAAACUUCCCAUGCCGACACAAACUUUGGUGCAGCUCUUGUAAACAACAGAUUACUCAAUCUAUUCUAGGAGAGAAGAGCCUUGACGAGAACCAUCACAGGUGUGUGAUCUGUGAUGCAAAAGUGGAACGUUUCGUCUUGUCUCCACCGUCUGAAUCCGAUCACCAUAGGCUUUCAAGUGGUCUCCCUAACAACGCCGAAUUAGCCACUUCAUUCCUUCAAUUCCUCAGCAUAAGGAAUUCCAUGAACAAGAUGAUGAUACAUCGUGAGAUAUAAACAAAGGAACUAACACAACAACUUCUUCGUAUGUG